AUGAAAAUCGUUGCGAAUUUUCUUUCGUCGAUUUUCAAGUGGUCAUUUGAUUUCGAGAAAGAUCAGAACAGAAGUGAAGCAAACGAAGAGCAAAGGAUCGGCAGGGGAACGCUUGAUUUGAAAAAAAAUUCCUUGGAGAACAGUGGAGUCUGGAGCUACCUCGGAGUGGAUAUAUUUUUCGUUUUAUCUGGAUUUCUAAUGGCAAAAUGUUUGAGUAAACACAAAAUCACCCCAAAAUCGGUAUUGUAUUUCUAUUACAAAAGAGUAAAACGAAUUGCUCCUCUAUAUUACCUCACGUGUUUUCUAAUCAUCGUUGCUAUUCAGUUUUUCCUAUGCGAUUUUUGGUGGAAAGCUAAUUAUCGUUAUUCAAUUGCCUCAUUAUUUUUCGUUACAAAUCAACUGAUUAUACAUGAUAGCGGAAAUUAUUUUGACGAGUUUCUUGUCGAUGGAUCUUCUCUCAACGCAUUUAUCCAUUUUUGGUCGCUUGGUGUCGAAAUGCAGUUUUAUUUACUUGUGCCUUUUAUAUUUUUGGGACUUCAACUUCUAAAAAGCAACAUUUUGAAACUAGAGGCUUGUAUAUGCAUGACCAUAUUCGGUUGUGCCGCUUUUUUGCUCAUCAAUGAACAAUUUGCUUUCAAUUUCAUGUUUCUUCGGUUAUGGCAAUUUUCGGCUGGAUUUGUGGCCCAUUUUUUAUCUGAAAUUGAAAGUUAUUCAUUUUUAAAGCCAUCUGACGCAACAAAUGCUAUUUUGCCUUUUUUACUUCUUCUAUUUCUACCAAGUCCGUUGAACUCAAAAUUUUAUCGACCAUUCAUUACCCUUCUAACAACGUAUUUGCUUUAUUUGGAAGACAAAGAGCAUCAAAUUUUUAAUUCAAAAAUUUUGAAUUACAUCGGGAACAUCUCUUACACCGUUUAUCUUAUUCAUUGGCCGAUCAUUACCAUAUUUGGAGGCGCUUCGAUUUCUGCAAAUUUGCAAUGUCUAGUUCUUAUCGCUGUAAUCAGCAUUCUAAUACAUCAUCUUUUCGAGAAAAAAUAUUUGAAAAUGGAAAUGAAAUCGAUUCUUAUUCUAAUUUCGACGUUGAUUGUGAUGAACUUUUUCUUACAAUCCAGUAUUCGGAAUCACGAUUUUUGGAAAACCAAUUACACGGAUGAAGAGCAAGAAUUGAUCGAUAAGAACACAGCGAUGCUACCGUACAGUUGGCUGGCAACUGAACACAGAGAGCCGUGUGUUUACCUGAACACGUUCGAAGAUAGCGAAGAAGCCGUGUUCAACCGAUUUGGCCACUGCGUGUUUCCAAACGGAAAUGGUUCACUCAGGAUAAUGGUCAUCGGCAACAGUUAUGCCAUGAAUUUUGUUGAAUCGAUCAGAAAACAGUUCAAUUAUAAUUACUCUACUUUUAGUUAUGUGGGAUUAUACGAAAACACUGGAAUCUAUGAGGAUAACCCGCUUUCCGCGAAAACUUUGAACAUUUCCAAACAAGUUUUUCUCGACGUUCAACCCGAUGUAUUGUUCAUUACAUCUCGUUUUAUGAAUCUUUACAUUCUUGGACCAUUUCCAUAUGAGAGUCAAAAUGUUCUUAACGGUUUCCUUCAAUAUGCGAUCAAGAAGCCAGAUGAUGUUGAAUUGCUCAAUUUGGACAAGAAAGUUGGCGAUCGACGCCUGAAAUACGCUCGAAAACGAUUAAGCGAAAUGAAGUGCAGAAAUUGCGAAAUAAUUGACUUGGCCCCACUUCUUGUGAAAAACGAGAAAUAUCGAGUUUUCGAUGCGGAUAAAAUGCUCUCAUAUCUUGAUAAUACCGUUCAUUUCACACAGGCUGCUUUGGACGUUUUCGAACCGGUUUUCCGGAAUAUCUCACAAAUUGUCAUGGACAAUUAUUAA
Molecule: messenger RNA, 1878 nt
Organism: Caenorhabditis bovis
Lineage: Eukaryota; Metazoa; Nematoda; Chromadorea; Rhabditida; Rhabditidae
Source: the annotation of a GenBank genome assembly